Molecule: messenger RNA, 800 nt
Organism: Nelumbo nucifera (sacred lotus)
Lineage: Eukaryota; Viridiplantae; Streptophyta; Magnoliopsida; Proteales; Nelumbonaceae
Product: Single hybrid motif superfamily protein
Biological process (GO): glycine decarboxylation via glycine cleavage system; protein lipoylation
Cellular component (GO): mitochondrion; glycine cleavage complex; cytoplasm
Source: RefSeq, a predicted model, not a curated record
CUCUAUUCAUUAAGCAGAGCAGUAGAGACCAGAGAGAGAGAGAGGGAGAGAGCAAAUUUUCGAUUCUAAUGGCGUCGAGAUUGUGGGCUUCAAGGGCUGCUUCUUAUCUCAGGGUCUCUGUACGUCACAGAGGCUUUGCUUCUGUUGUGAAGGAUCUGAAGUAUUCUGACACCCAUGAAUGGGUCAAAGUUGAUGGUACUUCAGCUACAGUAGGAAUAACUGACCAUGCUCAGGACCAUUUAGGCGAUGUUGUAUAUGUUGAAUUGCCUGAAGUGGGGGCCUCUGUAACACAGGGAAAUGGUUUUGGUGCAGUUGAGAGUGUCAAGGCAACUAGUGAUGUUAACUCUCCCGUUUCAGGGAAAGUAAUAGAAGUUAACGAAGAGCUCAACAGUUCCCCAGGUUUGGUUAAUGCGAGCCCAUAUGAAAAUGGGUGGAUCAUAAAGGUGGAGAUCCAGGAUGCUGGUGAAGUGAACACCUUGAUGGACUCAGAGCGCUAUACCAAGUUCUGUGAAGAAGAAGAUGCUGCACACUGAGUGGACCUCGGCAAAUCCCAUUUACUCAAAGUACUCCAGAGGAAGUUUUUUAAUAUCAUUCUUAGUAACUUCCCCACGUAAAGUAGUGGGCUGCCGAAAAACAAUUUCUCUUCUGUAUUUCCAUUUUACCUCAACUGCUACCGUUGUGUCACCUUUGCCCUUUUCUCAUUGAGUGGCGAGUGAGUAGAGACUUCAAUUGGCUGUACCUCUGCUUUGCCUUUCUUUUUCAUUAACCAACAAUUCUUAUCAAUUCCCUGGGUUCUUGCA